AUGAGACUCACAGCAGCUUUACUCUUCGGAACGGCCUGGGGCGCUCACCAUCAUCAACGAGAUACUACAGACAAUGGCAUCAAUCUUGGUGCAAUCUCGAGUGCACUACAGCAUAUGAUGGGCAACACAACCGUCACUGCGAACUUUGCCAACAUCUCGCCGCCACCUAGAUCGCUUAUUCCCGAGAUUCUAUCGGUCGUGCCCGUAUCCGUCAUCUGGGAACUCAUCAACCCAGCGGAACGCAGCUCCCUCGCCAGCCAAUUCAAGGCUGGUACUACUCCCGCAUGGUACGGUGCCCUUCCAUCGGAUGUGAAAGACUACAUGUCGGUGGUCAAGUCACAGAUCUCUGCGGGGGCAUUGACUGCCACGGCGUCCGAAAACAAGCCCACGGCGGCAAAUACGGGGGCUGCAGCGACAGCAACUGCGACCGAUGGCAAUUCGGGCUCGGCAAGCUCGACUUCAUCUAAAGGUGCGGCUGCACAGCCCACGGGACUGACCGUGUCGGCGUUCGGGGCGCUGGGAGUGCUGGGACUAGCACUAGCUUUGUGA
Molecule: messenger RNA, 549 nt
Organism: Penicillium concentricum
Lineage: Eukaryota; Fungi; Ascomycota; Eurotiomycetes; Eurotiales; Aspergillaceae
Exons: 2
Coding region: 1-549 (182 amino acids)
Source: RefSeq, a predicted model, not a curated record